Molecule: messenger RNA, 4558 nt
Organism: Xyrauchen texanus (razorback sucker)
Lineage: Eukaryota; Metazoa; Chordata; Actinopteri; Cypriniformes; Catostomidae
Gene: engase
Product: endo-beta-N-acetylglucosaminidase
Exons: 14
Coding region: 100-2253 (717 amino acids)
Biological process (GO): protein deglycosylation
Cellular component (GO): cytoplasm
Molecular function (GO): mannosyl-glycoprotein endo-beta-N-acetylglucosaminidase activity
Source: RefSeq, a predicted model, not a curated record
CUGACUGUCCCACUAACCCUGAGUGAGAGCUGACCCAUUACUAAAGUCGUUUUUGAAAAAUAAAAUCUAUUAAGUGCCUAUCCGUUCAUCUUUUUAUAAAUGGAAGGCGGUUCUACACCGAAGAGAAAUGAACAUAUUGCUACCCGAAAACGAAAAAGUGAAGAGGAAACAUCAAACAUUAAGAUUCCUAAAGUCGAGGAGAUCAGCUCUGAGUCUUGUCUAGACCAGCCAGGCGAUCAAAGUGUGCAUGAAGUCAUAUCUUAUGAACCAUCAACAUUACCAGGAAGCCACUAUGAUCCUGACACAACUGAGCCCAUUAGUGGCAGUGUGAAGUCCCUUGAUGAGCUGUUGUCAUGGAAACGAAAUGAAGCCAGUCCCUUUAACGUGGCCACUGUGCCUCUGGCUAGCAGGUAUCCUCCACUGGCUAGCUGCCCCAGAAGGACAUUGGUGUCCCAUGACAUGAUGGGGGGCUACCAGAAGGACAGGUUCAUUCAAGGUGCAGAGGUGGAGACACAAUAUGCCUUCUAUCACUGGGACUACAUUGACAUCUUUAACUACUUUAGUCAUCAGAUGGUAACCAUUCCUCCAGCAGUGUGGACUAAUGCCGCACAUAAGCAUGGGGUGCUCUCUAUAGGUACAUUCAUCACAGAGUGGACAGAUGGAGAAAAGAUAUGUGAGACCUUCCUUGCAAAUGAGGAGACUUACCGUGCAGCUGCCGAUAAGCUGGUUCAGAUCUCCCACUACUAUUGCUUUGAUGGGUGGCUCAUUAACAUUGAAAAUGUGCUGAGUCAAACUGCUGUGAAGAAUACUGCUCCCUUUCUGCGGUACCUCACAGACCAGAUGCAUGAGCGUGUUCCAGGCAGUGUGGUCAUCUGGUAUGACAGUGUUCUGAAGAAUGGCUCACUGAAUUGGCAGAAUGAACUUAAUGAUGAUAACAGAAUGUUUUUUGAUGCGUGUGAUGGAAUUUUUACAAACUACAACUGGACAGAGCAGAGUCUGGAGUGGAUGAAGACCUACUCAGCUGCUGAGGGCCGAUUGGCUGACAUCUAUGUUGGUAUUGAUGUAUUUGCAAGAGGGAAGGUGAUUGGAGGGAAGUUUGAGACCAAUAAGGCUCUGGAGCUGAUUCGCAAGUAUGAACUUUCAACAGCUAUCUUUGCGCCUGGUUGGGUGUACGAAUGCCACGAAAAGGCAGAUUUUCGCCAAAACCAGGAAAAAUUUUGGAGUUUGCUGUCGGGUUACCUUUAUAUCCACCGUCCAUCCACCAGUCUUCCAUUCAUUUCCUCAUUCUGUCAGGGCUUUGGAAAAAGCCUCUAUUGGAAAGGACAGGUGGAGAUGGAGAGAAGCUGGUUCAAUCUGAAUGCUCAGGAGAUCCAGCCUCUAUUCCAUUCUGAGACCAUCGAGAAAGGUGGCUGGCUGAAAACCCGUAGCUGCUCAGAGGAGGCUUGGAUAGGAGGCAGCUCUCUGAUGGUGGAGGGUAUAAUUCCAUCUGGACUUCCUGAAGUCUGUGCAAGGAUAUUUUCUCUCCAUGUUCCCUUGGCUGCCAGAACUUUUGUCUCUUUUGUCUACAAGCCACCUGUGGGGGUGAAGGUGUCCCUGGAGCUCAAAACAAUAGAUGUUCCUUUGUGCACUUUUGAUGGGACAGAGGAAAUACCAUCUACCAGUGUCUUUCCAGAAGCGUUAGCAGAGGAUAACCAGCUGGUUGCGAAGUUCACAAAGAGUUGUGGCCAGUGGGAUUUAGAUGGCUGGACUACCCGAUGUUUCCUGUUGAAAAUGAUUGGCUGCUCAUUGCGAGAAGUGUGUAUUCGUGUAUCUCGUGAUGAAGGAGAUGAAGAUGUCUCUUUCAGCUGCAGGAUUGGAGAGAUGAUGCUGCUGGAUGCAGAGAGUCUUCAACCCCCCCUGGAGUCUGUUCAAGGAAUCUGUGUGAAUGAUGUGGUGUGGAAGGGAGAUCAAACAUCAAAGGUCCUCUUGAAUGCCACCUUACGUUGGCAAUAUCCCAUCCAGCUUGUCCGCCAUUUCCGGAUACACUGGAGGCGUCUUCGGGGUCCUAACCCUCGGAUUCUCAAUAGACCCCUGACCCUAAUAGGCAGAUCUUACUCAAGCUUGUACCGUGUGGUGGAGCUGGAAGUUCCUGCUGCUCCAGGCCUCAUUGAGCUGGUGGUAGAGCCGGUCACCAGAGAGGGAUUCACAGUGCCUGAGGUCUACUGGGGCCGACGCACACUCAGCUACAGUGAGCGCUCCAUGGAGAACCAAUGAACAUUAAACACUAUUGCUCAAAUGCCUUAACUCCACAAAUUACAUGCAAUAACAAUAAUCUCUCCUCUUCAAUAUGCCAUAGAAUUGGGAAUGAGUUGCUGCUUAAAGGGAAAUUCUGUCUAAAUUAUUAUCUCCCUUAAUAUCACUCCAAACCUAUAUCACUUUCUUUUUUUUCUUUUUGUGGAACAUAGAAGGAAUGUUUUUAAAAAGUCUUGGCAGAGUUUAUUUACCAUAAUGCAAGUCAUUAGUGACUUCAGUCUGUCAAGCUCGAAAAAAAAGGUAAAAAAGAACACCAAGAAACCACAGUAAAUGCAUUCGAUAAUAUUUAUACUGUAGGGCUGGGCUAUUCAACUUCAUCGACAAGUGGGCCAGAUGGAAAAAACCUCCUGGGCAUGCAGGCCAAGGCAGAAUAUUUUGUUAACAAAAGCUUCUUUUGACAUUGUGUUAUAGUAAGCCUAGAAUAUUUGUUCACUAUAUAAAUAAAACAUCAAUAGAAACAUUUUCCAGCAGGAAAUUCUGUAGAAAAAAAAAGAAGUAAAAAGUGCUUUAAAAUUGGUCCAUAACUGAGAAAGUAAAUCAAAUUUAUAAAAAAAAAAAAUUAUUGAACAAUAUCAGUAAAGUUUGUUAUAGAUGCAAUGAUUUUGACUUCUCAAACCGAAUGUUCACUUGAUCAAAUUAAUGGAUAAAACUUUUUUCCAAAUCUCGUGCUGAUCAGUCAUCCAUGAUUUUAGUUCUUUAAUCUUCCCAUUCUGUCAAAAUGACGGAUAAUGAUAAUUUGUAGCGCAACCUCUGAAAGUGCUCCUGCACAAGACACUGUAAAAACAUUUAGACCUGUCAUGACUUCCAUCUAGUGAAUGUUUACAUAGGAAAACAGUUGAAAAACAGCACGAUCAGACAAAAAAACUUGUUCAGUGUAAACAGCCUAUAUCACCUUGUGUGAUGAACAGAACUUAAGGUAAAAAUCAAACAUGGUGGCUACAUCAACAACAUCAAACCUCAUGGAUUUUCAUUGCGUCUCCUGACCAAAUGUUCGUUAUGACUUUUGGCAAAUAUACACAGUUAAAACUUGAAUUUGUGAAUGAAAACCCAUGAAUGAAAAACGCAAAUCACAGAAAGUUAGUAGUAUGAGUUUGGAGCGACAUAUGGGUGAGUAAAUAAUGAAAGACUUUUCUUUUUUAAGGUUGAACAGUUGUUUUUUUUUAACAGGUUUUGAGUUAGAUAUGUUUGAAUAUAUUUUUAAAAUUGGCUAAAGUAAUGUAUAAUAUAUUACAUAUAUUAUUCAAUCUAUGUGUGUGCAGAAUACUUAAAUGCUGUAAAAUAUAAAUUAUGCAGCUAUACCCUCAGCUGUCUGAAAUUUGAGUUUUAAAAACCUUAUGCACUUGAUCAGUAAUUUUGAUAAAUGUUUAUAUAUAUAUAUAUAUAUAUAGGGCUGUCAAUUUAACGCGUUAAAAAAUUUACGCAAUUAAUCACAAUCCCCCCCGGAUUGUAAUAAGGAAGCUUGUAGGACCACCUGUUUACUCCAGAGGGCAGUAAGUGAAAUUUCAGCUGUGUGACAACGCGCAGUUUAUACAGUGAAGAAAACAACCCUUCAGCAGACAGAACAACACAGACAUGCGUUACAUUCUUGCGUUCAAAACAUUUGAUGGAGCGCAAAUUCGAACUAAGGGAUCUCAAUAUGUGUUUAAAGACUGAGUGUUAAACUACAUGUAACUUGAAACAGUGACCUAAAAUGUUGUGUUUGACGCAACGCACCCGAGACGCUACACAAGCAUGUCUGAUGCUUGUUGACAUUGACGGGUCCUUAAACAAGCCCUCAUAAUAAAUCUCCAACUGAUUGACAAAAUCACUUGUGAAAUGGAUUGCUGUGAACUGUAUGCCAAUGAUUGACUUAUGAUCAAUAAUAUGCUAGUAAACAAUACAUUGUAUUCUAAAGCCGCUUUUUGUAUUGUGACUUGUCUUAUUAAUGAUGAACUCUUCUGCCACAAGAAUGUUAUGCAUUUUAAUCAUCUGAUAUAUAUAUAUAUUAUUUCAUCAUUAUAUAUUGAAUUAUUGUUAUAUGAGGGGCUUUCUCGGCAAAUAUUAGUAUAUGCGAUUAAUCAUGAUUAAUUAAGUGGGACAUCAUGUAAUUCAAUUAAAAAAAAAUAAUCGAUUGACCAGUCCUAAUAAAUAAAUAAAUAAAUAAAUAAAUAAAUAUAUAGCUUUGAAGAAAACUAGAUUGUGAUUGUAUAAGGCCAAAAUUGUCUUGCGCUUUGAGUUUGCACAUACUGUAUUCCAGUAUUUGUGAGGUGUGUGUGGAGAGAUUAAA